AUGCCCGGCGCUCACUGCUCACCGCUCGAUGCCCGGUGCUCACCGCUCGAUGCCCGGCGCUCACUGCUCACCGCUCGAUGCCCGGUGCUCACCGCUCGAUGCCCGGCGCUCACUGCCCGCCGCUCACCGCUCGAUGCCCGGUGCUCACCACCCGCCGCCAGUCGGAGUUCUUCCACACGCCUCAGAUUCCGAAGCCGCGUCCCGGAUUUGCUCCUGGCCUGCGCCGUGGCGGUGCUGGCCGUCCACGGUGCCGGGAAUCUGGUCAACACUUACUACGACUUCUCCAAAGGCAUCGACCACAAGAAGAGCGACGACCGGACUUUGGUGGACCGCAUCCUGGAGCCACAGGACGUGGUGCGGUUCGGCGUGGUGCUGUACACGCUGGGGUGCGUGUGCGCCGCGUGUCUCUACUUCCUGUCCAAGCUGAAGUUGGAGCACAUGGCGCUCAUCUAUUUCGGGGGCCUGUCCAGCUCGUUCCUCUACACCGGAGGAAUCGGCUUCAAGUACGUGGCCCUCGGAGACUUGGUGAUCCUCAUCACCUUCGGGCCCUUGGCGGUCAUGUUCGCCCACGCGGUCCAGGUCGGCUAUCUCUCCGUCACCCCCUUGUUGUACGCCGUGCCCAUGGCACUGAGCACGGAGGCCAUCCUCCACAGCAACAACACCCGGGACAUGGAGUCGGACAGGCAGGCUGGCAUCGUCACCAUGGCCAUCCUCAUCGGCCCGACGCUUUCCUAUAUGCUGUACAACCUGCUGGUCUUCUUCCCGUACGUCAUCUUCUGCAUCCUGGCCACCCGUUACACCAUCAGCAUGGCCCUGCCGCUGCUCACCAUCCCGCUGGCCUUUUCCCUGGAGCGCCAGUUCAGGAGCCGGAACUUCACCGGGGUCCCCCAGAAGACGGCCAAGCUCAACCUGUUCGUAGGACUUUUCUACGUGUUCGGGAUUUUGCUGGCACCCCCGGGCUCGCUUCCCAAACUCUAG
Molecule: messenger RNA, 978 nt
Organism: Nanorana parkeri
Lineage: Eukaryota; Metazoa; Chordata; Amphibia; Anura; Dicroglossidae
Gene: UBIAD1
Product: UbiA prenyltransferase domain containing 1
Exons: 3
Coding region: 1-978 (325 amino acids)
Biological process (GO): menaquinone biosynthetic process; vitamin K biosynthetic process
Cellular component (GO): endoplasmic reticulum; Golgi membrane
Molecular function (GO): prenyltransferase activity
Source: RefSeq, a predicted model, not a curated record